GUAUAUAACCGACGCCUGUUUUGUGGCCCCGACCCAGUGUCCGUCCGAUUUCAGUGCUGUGACGACUGCUGCAGCGGUGACACGAACCCGACCAAGUCAAACUCGGUCCACUCACUCCACGUACCCACACUACGUUGGUGGUGUUUUUCACACAGGUGCACACCUCUAACCCAUCGGGAUCCGGUGACGAUGACGACGACGGCGAGCGCUGCUGCGGUCGCUGAAAUGAUCGAGACAGGAGUGUUCGGACCGGACAGCCGAUUCGUAUCGUUCGCGCUGGAUGGCCAGCACACCGAACGGGAUCAGUUCGCUUCGUCGGUACUGUACGGUACGGUUGCUGUCGAGGAUCGUAACUGCCAUCACCAAAGCCAUCGACUAGUGUUCAAGUUCAAACACCCGUUGCCCGAGAUGCGGGACUUAAUCAAGAACGACAAGCAGUUCCACAAUGAAAUACUCUUCUACGAACGGAUCGCACCGUUCCUGUUGGCCUGCUGCUCGCAGGGCGAUGGAGACGAUUCCGGGACGCCAUCGCUCUGUCGUUACUUUUACGGGCGCAACGACUGCGGUGACCUGGCGCCACGGGACUUGAUCGUCUUGGAAAACGAGUCCGACCGCGGAUACCGGUCUGCGGUAACCGAACAUCGGCUGUGUUUUGAUUUCGAACACCUGAUCGUGGCACUCAGAUCUCUAGCGAAGUUUCACAGUUUGUCAUACAGAGCCAAGCACGUGGACAGAAACAAGUUCAUGGAUCUAGUGGUCAAGGUGAAGGACGCGCAGUGGGACGACGAUGGGCAGUGGCUUGUAAUAGGCAGAGGAAUUGAAGAUCUGAUCUCCUUGGCUCUGGACACGUUAAAGGUACGUCGCGGCAAUGGUGGUGAAGACGACCAACGUGCUCAAAGGUUUCGGACGGAGCUGUUGGCCGAUGCGAUGAAGACGCUGAGACGUGUAAUGGAACCUGUCGAAACGCUGUCCGUCCUAUGCCACGGCGACUUCAACCGGAACAACUUGCUGUUCCGGUACGACGACGGCGGGCGGCCGGUGGACGCGCUAGCGUACGACAUGGCCACCAUCCGGUACGGGUCGCCGGCGCUCGACUUGUCCUUCUUCUUGUACAUGAACACGGACCGCCGGACCCGGGACGAUCACUGGGAUGCACUGCUUGACACGUACUGUGAAACGCUGGCCACUGCCGCCGGUGACGUCCCGGUGCCGGACCGUGGCCGUCUGGAUAUCGAAAUGCGUGAGCACGCGUUCUACGGGUUGGCACACGGGGCGUUUUUCUUGCGAAUCAUGCUGGAGGAACAGAAACCAAUCAAUCCAUCGGAGUUCAUCGAAAUGACCAACGAUAUGGUGCUGAAGAAGCUGUUGUCAUUUGGUGGUGAACUGGCCACCGAAUGGGUGGCUGACAUCGUCCAACACUAUUUGGACACGUCGUAUGCCAAAAUAUGAUCCUGAUGCUCGUAUUGCUUAUACGCAUGCGUGGAGAAAAUCACACGUAUUCUUUAUUAAUUUAUUUUUUAAGUCUGCAGAUUUCCAUACUUCACCUACAUUCUUGUCAAAUUAUCCUUAUAUUAUGACAUUUCUUGUAUUACAUGAAGUGACUGGGCGCAACACUCGUAAUAAACUGUAGUUUUCAUAAUAGUAAAACGAAAAAACAUUUUGAUUUUAUUUUAUAAUAUUAUGGUGCUUUAUUUUGCUCUGCCCUUGUAUGUGAAAGUUGUAAUUAAGUGGCAUGAUUAUAUAACAUAAUAAUAUAACUACAUAUCGUAUUUUCAAUCACUCAAAUAGUUAUAUGGACAAUGAGUGAGACUAUUUCCAUUGAAACAGUUCACACGAAUACCUAUAAUUAUUAUUAUUUAUCAUUACCUACGUUACCAACCCAUUCAUAUUAGUUAAAUUUUUUUUUGAAAUAUUAGCUUUGUACCUGCCUACUACCAGUGGAUUAUUAUAUCUUAAAAUUAUAACGUUCAUCAUAUAUUUUAUAUUAAAACAAAAUUACUAAUAAAAGUAGUAUCAAUUGCAAUUAGUAAUACAUUAAUCACCUUUAUAAUUUAUAAAAUAUACAUUAUAAUUAAUUUAAUUUGAAUAUAGUUUUUGAGCGGUGUUUGGCUUAUCAUAAUAAUUAAUAUAUUAUAAUUAUUCAUAUAUCAUAAAAUAUAUCGUUUUAUACGAGUCAUCCGCUGUACUAGUCGGCGCUUGCAAGUUGCAACGCCGCCGAAAUUCAUGACCGCACGUGUCGUUCUUAUCGCAGUAUCACACACAUCUCGCACAGGUCGUUUUGCAUACGUAUUUGCAGUGACGGCUAUACUCAAAUAAAUAUGUAUUGCUGAAGAAAAUUCUGAGGACCAGCAUUUAUUAGAAAAUGCGAAUAACCAAUAUUCAAUCAGUGGGUCACAUAUUUUUGUUAAUUUUUGAGGGAUAUCAAAAUAUAAUUUUUCUCAUAAUUUUUUUUUUUAAAAACAAGUCUUUAUUUUUAUAAAUUUUAGAUUUUGAACGGAACAAGGAAACUAGUAGUUUUACAAUGGUGUUUUUUUUUUUGUAUAUAUCCUGUAUACAAAAUUUCCACCAGAUGGAGUGCUUCGAUUUCAACAUAUAGUACCUACCUUAUCUUUUAUCAAAUUGGAUCAAAAUGGUACUUUAGAGAGGUCAUUUUCGAUUUUCUCAAUAGUUAUUUUAGCCACGGGAAAAACUACUGACAAAUUACGAAAAACCGCUUAAAAUGGGAUUUUAAUUUCUAACAAUUUGUUUGCUGUUGCAACGAAUAAAAAAUUAUAAUAUUAUAAUAUUAAUUCUAUUUAAAGGCUAUAAUAAAUAAAAAAAAUUAAAAAAUCUAGACUGAUAAACCGGCUCCGCUCAGAAUCGUUUUUCUUAUACAAUGAUAUCAUAUCAUUGAAUUGAAGUUUAAUACAAUGUAUUAUACAUUGUCCCACUUGUAACCUAUUGUACAGCAGAGCGACAUCCACUUACCCGCUUUUUUUUUUAUAUUUAUUAGAAGAUAUACAAUCUGUAAUAUUAUUUCCAAUUUACAAUGACUGUGACAGCGCGAGGGGAGUAGCUACCCAUCAGUAACACUCGACGAUUUUUAUAAAUUAGUUACAAAAUAUAUUAUAUUUCUAAUUAAAACAACCAUAUAAUCUAUAUUUAUAUCGAAAUUCAUAUUGCUGCCAUUCUCCUGUUUUUUAAUAAAAAAAUAAUUUAUAAACAGAUCCAAGGUUAUGAAUCCAAACGAAUGAAAGAAAGUAUAAGUACCAAAUGUUAUAAAGUCUUGAGUUAUUAGAUAAAUAUUAAUAAUUAGCAGGUAUAAUUACGCACGUCCAUAGUAUAAUUGUUCGAUAGAAAUUAUCAAUGUCAUCAGUUUAUUUAUUUAUUCUAUAGUAAAAUAAAUAAAUAUUAUAAUAAUAAGUGUGUUGGUGUUUGGGCGAUAACCUACCUGAACGUCGGUGCAUGUAUAACAUCAGUAUUGCACUCAAAAGGCGCCGAAUUUCGAUCAACCACAAAAAACAGUUCCGCAGAAGGGAAUGGCUCUCAGCGGGUUUAUUACCGCCGUAUCUUCAGGUUAGGACAAUGAAAUCUAAUAUUAAAACUAACGAAACUCUUAGUCGGUUACUGUUAUUUUUAAUCCUUAUAAUUUUACAAACUAUUUGCUUUUCUUUGUGCUGUAUUGUAGAUGUUGAGAGUAUCUAUGUGACUAUGUCACGGUAAUGGAUGUGUUCAAUUUGAAUUCAAUGAUAAAUCAAAGCACCUGCAUAUACGUAUAUAUCAUAUAUACCAUUAUCAGCGAAGACAGUUUGCCUAAAUUAUUCGUUAUUUUACGUUUAAUAUAUCCUAUUUUUUUUUUAAAUUUCAACGAAAUGUCUAAGGAAAAAAAUGUUGCAUAAUAUUUAUAUUUUCGGUAAUUUUAAAUUAUAGUUUUGGUUGAUGUAAGAAGAACUUUUGAAGAACGUAAAGCUUAUUAAAUUGUAUCGUUGUAGUAUUAUAUUGUGAGUAUCGUUAUUCUUAGUGUAUAUUGUAAAAUGUGUGUGUAGUGGGUUAUAACUUCUAACAUUGUGUACCUAUAUCGAUGGUUGGGAUGCACGCUGUAAUGUAUAAUAUGAAUGUAUAAUUAGUUACUUAAGUUAAAUUAUUUAUACAAUAUAUUAUAUUCAACAGGCCA
This is a messenger RNA of Metopolophium dirhodum (rose-grain aphid), 4153 nucleotides long. RefSeq lists its product as uncharacterized. The coding region runs from base 190 to 1449 and encodes 419 amino acids. The record is from RefSeq and is a predicted model, not a curated record. The transcript has 2 exons. Lineage: Eukaryota; Metazoa; Arthropoda; Insecta; Hemiptera; Aphididae.